Pelodiscus sinensis (Chinese soft-shelled turtle) is the source of this 2245-nucleotide messenger RNA. Lineage: Eukaryota; Metazoa; Chordata; Testudines; Trionychidae. The record is from RefSeq and is a predicted model, not a curated record.
AUGAGGAAAAAGAUAUGGAUUGGGUCUGCCGUCUCUGACCCCCUCCUGCUUUGUGCUUCAUUUCAGAUUGAUGACAUAGCAGACGGCGCCGUGAAACCCCCGCCAAACAAGUACCCCAUCUUCUUCUUUGGGACGCAUGAGACAGCCUUCUUGGGACCUAAGGACUUGUUCCCUUAUGACAAGUACAAGGACAAAUACGGGAAGCCAAACAAGCGGAAAGGCUUCAAUGAGGGAUUGUGGGAAAUCCAGAACAACCCCCAUGCCAGUUACAGUGCCCCUCCGCCAGCGAGCUCCUCUGACAGCGAGGUUCCCGAGAACGACCCAGUGGCAGGAAGCGACGGAGGAGAGGAGGAAGAGGAAUCCGCUGCCAUGGCGGUUGCUGCCGUUGCUGCAGCGGCCAUGGAGAAGCUGGACAGUGAUGAGGAGUCCGACAAGGGGAGCGACCACAGUGGCCUGAAACGGAAAGCGCUAGCUAUGAAAAUGCCAGUGGCUAAACGACCCCGGAAAUCCUCCAGCGACCUCGACCAGGGCAGUGCGUCUCCCUCGGAAGAGGAGAACUCGGAAAGUUCUUCCGAAUCAGAGAAAAACAGUGACCAGGACUUUACUCCAGAGAAGAAGCCAGUGGUCAGAGCUCCCAGGAGGGCAUCUGCAGGCAGAAGGAAGAAAAAGAAGGCGGAUUCAGGCUCCGACUCGGAUUCCAAAGUGGAUUCGGAAGAGGAAAAGGAGUCUGUGGACGUGACUAAGAUGGACUCGGACUCUGACUCGGACUCGGACGUGUCUGUGAAGAAGGUUCCACGGGGCCGGAAGCCAGCUGAGAAGCCGCCCCCAAAGCCUCGUGGCAGGAAACCAAAGCCCGAGAGAGCCCCGACCAGCUCCAGCAGUGACAGUGACAGUGACAGCGACGUGGACCGCAUCAGCGAGUGGAAGCGGCGGGACGAGGAGCGUCGCCGGGAGCUGGAGGAGAAGAGGAAGAGGGAGCAGGAGGAAGAGAUCCGCAGGCUCCGGGAGCAGGAGAAGGAGGAGAAGGAGAAGAAGAAAGAGAAGGCGGAGAAGGGGGAGGAGGUGCACUCGGACAGCGACAGCAGCGUGGGGGACGAGGUGACCAAGAAAGGCAAGAAGGGCCGUGGCAAGGACCACUUGUCAUCGGACUCUGACUUGGAGCUGGAGCGAGAGGUAAAGAAGCCGCUGAAGAAGCAGCAGCUCUCGGAGUUGUCAAGGAAACCGAAUCAAAAGGAGAAGAGGGGCCGAUCGGAGGAGAAGCCUCACAACAAGCCCUUUAGAGUGGAACGAGGCCGGAGAAAGUCCGACGUGAUCCCGGAGAGGAGGAUGGAGAAGAAGAAGGAGCCCACAAUCGAAGAGAAGCUUCAGAAACUUCACAGCGAGAUCAAGUUUGCGCUGAAGGUCGAUAAUCCGGAUAUCAAGAGGUGCCUGAACGCGCUGGAGGAGCUGGGAACCCUGCAGGUCACCUCUCACAUCCUCCAGAAACACACAGACGUGGUGGCUACGCUGAAAAAGAUCCGCCGCUACAAAGCCAACAAGGAUGUGAUGGAGAAGGCGGCUGAGGUUUACACCCGCCUGAAGUCGCGCGUCCUGGGACCAAAGAUCGAGGCGAACCAGAAAGCCAACAAAACGGGGCUGGAGAAGGAGAAGGGGGACGUGGAGAAGGGGCAGGAGAAGCUGUCGGGAGAGGAGGCCCGGAACGAGAAAGGAGAGGAGGAGACAAAUGCUGAUCUGUCAGCCCCCGUAAACGGCGAGUCUGUGGCCCAGAAAGGGGAGAACGCGGAGGAUAAGGAGCGAGACAAAACCCAGGGAUCUGGCGAUGGAGACCAAGAGGCAUCCCUGGAAGACACACACGACGGGCAAGACUUUCCUGAGAUCAAAAGGCCUGGACUGGACAGGGAAAGGGUCCGCCUGGAGUCGGAGUCCGUGGACGAGGAGGAGGACAGCUGAGGGGGCGAAUCCCGCGUGGACGAGAACACUUGCAGGGUCUCCGCACUGACGGCAGCGAAGGAGACUGUCUCGGCCUUGCCCCCAGAGUUACUUCACUAAGUCGCACCGUAGAUGAUGCGUAGGUCUCGUUCCCCCGCCCCUCCUGCUCCUGUGAAAGGAAAGAACUUCUGGGGAGGCUCUGUGCUGUAUGUUUGUAUUUGUCUCCUUGUUUGUUUGGGGUAUUUUUUUUCCACCUAAAUUCUUGUGAUUUAAACCGACAUGAACUGAACAUAAAGGGUUUUUUAAUGAAAAAAUA